CUGUCUGUGUGUUCAUGUAUUUGCCUCUCUCUCCUGAGUCAGGCAGUUAGGGGCCGUUCAUCUGGGGAACAUGUUCAGCCUGAUCAAACUACCUCGUGUCUUCACUGUCCACCAGGUGCCCAAAGUAAGUUUAACAAAUAAACAAACAAAAAAAGUACCACAGCAAAGAGAUAUGUGUGAUUUCAACUAAUUUGCAUUAUUUGGUUUUAUUAGUUUGGGGUGUUUUCUUGCAGUAGAUAAAUAAUGAAUUCUUUGUUUACCCUCUAAUUACUGUGCAUCCUGAUGUUCAACAGUUUGAAGGUGUGUACCCAAACACAUAUUGACAUUUUCAAAAUAAUGCUACAUAAUUUAGUUGAUUUGCCUUUAACAUUUUACCUGCAGAGAUAUUUUUGUUGCAUUUGGAGAUAUGCUUGUGCAACUGAUUGUUAUCUUUGUCUUAUUAAAUGAAAAGUGGUUUCUAUGCUAUGUUGUGAGGACUCUUUUCCCAUUUCAGGCAUUCCAGGAGGACAGUAUCAUCUUUGGUUAUCGACACCCUCGUAGUUCGGCCACAGACUGUGUCCUCAGUCUCUUCCAGCUCACCAACGAAACCCUCAAUGUCUGGACACAUUUUCUAUCAACCUGGUACUUUCUAUGGAAAUUGAUGACUGUGUUGUUGAUGAAGGAUGUGUGGUAUGAUGAGUAUACAUGGCCUCUGCUGGUCUUUCUGUUCUCCUGCUGUGUGUACCCACUGGCCUCCAGCUGUGCCCAUACCUUCAGCACCAUGUCUACCCGUGCUCACCAUAUCUGCUACUUCUUUGACUAUGGAGCACUCAGUCUGUACAGCCUCGGUUCAGGGAUCAGCUAUUCUGCAUAUAUUAUACCUGAUGCAUGGAUCAACAGCACUUUUCACACAUGCUACAUUCCUGUAGCUGUAUUUAACACCAUCUUCUCAACCAGCCUAGCCUGCUACUCAAGGCUUGGCUUACCAUUCUUUCACUAUAACCCUGACAUAGAUGAAAGAUUUUCUGAGAGACAGAGCCCAAGGCUGAGUAAGGUUUUACGAAUUCUUGCCUUUGUCUACCCGUACUUGUUUGAUAACAUUCCUCUUUUCUACAGGUUAUUUCUGUGUGUAGGUGAGGGUUGCACUGUUAAUGAGGCAAACUCCAUUCAUAUUCAACACACACUGCUUGCAUUUCUUACCGGAUUCUUGUUUGCAGCACACCUACCUGAGAGACUGGCACCUGGACGAUUCGACUAUAUAGGUCACAGCCAUCAGCUGUUCCAUGUAUGUGGGAUCAUUGGGACACACUUCCAGAUGAAGGCCAUAGAAACUGACAUGGUGCUGAGAAGAUCACAGCUGCUUGUCAGUGCUCCAGCUAUCACCUUUAACAACACACUGGGGGCUGCCCUGGUCUGUGUCUGCAUCAGUCUAGGAAUCAUAUGCAUUUAUAGUCUACCUCUGCUCUACGGCACCCCACCCAGAAACACAGCUAACAAAGAUGCUUGUACUGAUGGAAAGAAAUGCAAGGACUAAGAGCUCCCAGAGACAUGGGGGUCUGAGAAAGACAGAUCGCAGUCUUGCACAACUAUUAUAAUUACCAAAGUUAUUAUGGAAAUAUAUCUAGGCAGGGGCGUUGUUUCCAGGGGGGAUUUGGGGGAGGUAACCCCGUCCCCAAUAAUCAAAACAAGCAAGUACAACCCCCCCCCACCGUAUCUAGGACAUUCUUUUUUACUAGAUAUUACGUUAUACAAAUCCCCAAGAGGGGGUUGUAAGUUUACUGAAGCUAUGCAUGCUGAGAUUGCUAAGAGGAAUGAGUGAGUAAAUGCGUUACAACUUCUCAGGGGAGUGCACGGAAAGGCACUGUUCAUUUCUGGACAUUAUAAGUCAUUGGGUGGGUGUUAAAUACGGCUCCAUUUCUGUUUAGAUGUCUAGACAAACACUACACAAGCUCACAGCACUGACCUCAGCAAAUCACUAACAACAUUAAACCAUUGUGUAAAUAUCUGUACAGUAUUUGUUGUGUGCACAGAUGACAAAAUCCACAGUGAAAAUCGUGAUUUAUACUACUACACAUUUCCUCUGUAAGACUGUAAAACAGCACAAGAAUUAAUGUGGAGGUAUUAUAAUUUCAACACAUCCGUUGACAGCUAUUGGUCAAGCAACCAAUUUUUUUUUAUUAUCUUUCUGUAAUAAUAAUAAUUAAAAAUAUAUAUAUUUUUAAAAAAUUAUCUUUUUUUAAAAAAAAUUUUUUUUUUUAUUUUUUUAUUUCUAAUGAAGACCUAAAUAUUUUCGUGUAAUAAAAAGAGAGGUCCUGAUUGAAGGUUGUCAGUGUGUGUUAUACUGCCGUUUACAGCCU
Molecule: messenger RNA, 2336 nt
Organism: Myxocyprinus asiaticus (Chinese sucker)
Lineage: Eukaryota; Metazoa; Chordata; Actinopteri; Cypriniformes; Catostomidae
Product: membrane progestin receptor gamma-B-like
Exons: 7
Coding region: 407-1513 (368 amino acids)
Cellular component (GO): membrane
Molecular function (GO): signaling receptor activity
Source: RefSeq, a predicted model, not a curated record